Molecule: messenger RNA, 814 nt
Organism: Leptopilina heterotoma
Lineage: Eukaryota; Metazoa; Arthropoda; Insecta; Hymenoptera; Figitidae
Exons: 3
Coding region: 382-780 (132 amino acids)
Source: RefSeq, a predicted model, not a curated record
AGGUGUAUACGUGUAUAUAUGUGUAAUUAUUACGCAUACAUAUAAUACAUAUAUGUGUAGGAAAAUAAAAUGUGAAUUCGUUUUGUGUGUUAUAAAUGUAAAAUAUAAGUUUCCAAAUAGAAAAUUAAUUAUUUGACAGAACUACAUUAUAAUUUUUAUUUGAUCUAAUAUAUCAAGGUUUGUGUACACGUAUCAGAAAGCCACGUUGGCCACGUUGGCCUGUUGAUAGUUCCCUAUCAUUCAGUUCAUUUCUUGUUCUCUGAUCGUCUCUGUAAUACAUCUUCUUAAAAUAUUUUUCAUUCGUCAGAAGAAAUUAGUUCCAAGUGAAACAAUUCAAUAAGUGUUUAUAGUAUUUUCAAAUUAAAUUAUAAAGAAAACAGGAUGUGGAGAAUACUUUUGCUCGGUUUGACUGGUUUCGUGUCUGCUCAAGAAAUUGACGAUGACGAGGUUGUCGUUAGUGAUGAGCCUGAAAAUAAAAUUCCCAGUCCACAAGAUCUUCUGAAAAUGUUAAAUUCAAUGGGACUAUCAGAGGAAGAAAAAAACAAAUUACGUGAAGAUAUAAUGAAAUCUCAAGGUGGUCACGUCGAGUCUGAUUCUGAUACUGUGGAGGCCUACACGUCGUCUGCCUUUUUUUCACAAACUGUUGUUCUUCUGCUUUUGUUGUCCGUUAUUACUUCGAUAUUUGUUUUCUUUGGCUACAAACUAUAUAAAAGUUUGUCCGACCGAGAGAGAAAACGAGAAGAAAAGAAGAAAAUGAAGCAAUUGAAGAAGAAGAAGUAGAAAAAGAACGCCAACAAAUGAAAUAACGAAGAAU